GUGAGGCGUGGCUUAUGUUAUGUUAUGUUAUGUUAUGUUGUGUUUUGGCAUUCAUUGCAUUUGAGUUGUAAUUGGAUUGAAAUUGUCAUUAAUUGUCAAUAAUAUCAACAAAAUAAUUGAUUCAAAUAAUUGACAAUGGCAAAGAAUACACUUAACAGUCAGUUCCGGAAGAUAGACGUUGACUCAUAUGGUGACGAUGUGUUCAAAGAAGAAGAUGCCACCAAUGAUGGCAUUACCACCAAUGGUGUCGAUGAGAGACAAGUAUCACAUCUAAUCAAUUCAGGCAAACACGUGGACGCACUCAAAGUGAUGCUAAACAACAGUGCCAUCAACUCGAAGAAUACGGCGGCCAAAGACAAUGUUUUUGCAAUUGUUUUACAGAUAUUAAUGAGUAUUAGAGUGACUGAUAUUGACAAAGCAGUGGACGCUCUGUCCACAGAUCAGAUCGAUGUCCUCAUGAAAUAUAUUUAUAGAGGCUUUGAGUCGCCGACUGACGGAAGCAGUGCUCACCUCUUGAUUUGGCAUCAAAAGACUUACGACAGGGGAGGUGUCGGUGCCAUAGUUCGGGUGCUGACAGACAAGAAACGGGUUUAGAUAUCAUGGAUUUGUAAUGACUUCUUGUAAUUUGAAUAAUU
This is a messenger RNA of Oppia nitens, 635 nucleotides long. It is a transcript of the gene Arpc5, whose product is annotated as actin-related protein 2/3 complex subunit 5-B-like. Gene Ontology annotation, biological process: regulation of actin filament polymerization; Arp2/3 complex-mediated actin nucleation; cell migration. The transcript is spliced from 2 exons. NCBI's taxonomy places the organism in Eukaryota, Metazoa, Arthropoda, Arachnida, Sarcoptiformes, Oppiidae. The record is from RefSeq and is a predicted model, not a curated record. Gene Ontology annotation, molecular function: actin filament binding. Gene Ontology annotation, cellular component: cytoplasm; actin cytoskeleton; Arp2/3 protein complex. The coding region runs from base 136 to 594 and encodes 152 amino acids.